AUGCAUGAAAUAUUUCAUUGCCUACAACGAGCCUACCGAAAAUUUCGCUUAAAUACUUUGUUACCAUUUGUUAUAUUGAUCUCAUAUACACUAAUUGGCGCUGCUAUUUUUCGCAAGCUCGAAUUAGAGCUUGAUUUACGUGAAAGGCAAUUAUUCCGUCGAAACUAUAACUAUGCUUUAGAUCAGAUAACAAAACGAAUGUUAGAGCUACGGUGUGAUGAUGAGGUGAUUAAAUUUAAUAAAGAUUUACAAACGAAGUAUACGAAGGAAGCGGUGAAUUGGUUUCUUGAUUACACAAACUUGACAGGUGUUAUCCGUGAACGGAGCGCUAGUAGUCCAUGGUCAUGGUAUGGUUCAAUGUUCUAUGCUGGACAGCUGUACACUACAAUCGGAUAUGGAUUACCGACUGCAAAAACUCUUGCUGGCCAAAUUGCCAGUAUAUUUUAUAUUAUGUUCGGAAUCCCAAUGUUUUUAAUUAUUCUCAAAGAUGUUGGUCGAUUAUUGUCGCGAAGUUUUCGUAAAUUUUAUAAACGAUCUCGAAGUACUGGAAAGGAAUUUAUCGGAAGAGUGCGGAAGAUAAGCAUUUCAAUGAAGGCAUUAUAUAUUCAUUUACCAUCUAGGACGGGAAGUGUUCAUUCAUUAUCUGUAAAAGAAGUUCAUUUAGAUCCAGAAGUUGGCACUCACAUUCAGCAAAACACAAGAAAAUUUACUCACGGGAAUUCAUUUUCGAUUCCGAUCGCUUUAGCGCUGCUUAUCCUUUGGAUUGGUUUUUCAGCAGCUUUAUUUUCCCUAUAUGAACCUGAAUGGGGCUACCUCACCUCUGUCUACUUUUUCUUUGUCUCUAUAAGCACAGUCGGCCUGGGCGAUAUUGUCCCAGGUAAUAAAGAUAUGAUGCUCGGUUACUUUCUAUUAAUCCUCAUUGGGCUUGCCUUGCUGUCAAUGUGUGUCAAUCUUAUUCAAGUAGCAAUAGAAAGAAUUCUUGGACAACUCUUGCAGGAAUAUAUUGAUGAAAUUGAACGGGUAGCAGCUAUUGCGAAGACUGAAGCCGACUUUGAAUCCAAAGUUUCACCCUACGAAGUUGGAAUGGCUAGUGGUUUGUUAACGGUUCCAUUGGCGAAACAAAAUAAAGCUAUGCGGAGUUUGCCAAAUCGAUUUAAAGAAUGGAUUGCGGAACGUAUCGCAAACAAUAUGAUCGAAUCACAACUUGAUGAAAUGAAUUCUGAUGUAGAAUCUGAAUCAGAGACAUCUAUUUCAUUUCAGAAUCAAUCACAAGAAAAGCGACAAAAACAACCACGAACAUGUAAAAUUAAUUUGGAAGAAAUGCGUUCGAGACAGGGCUUACGAUUUGGUAACUUUAUUGAUUGCUUAUUGAAGCACAUUCCAGCUAUUCGUACUGUACAAGCAUUGGAAAAAGCAAAAUUUUAUGCUCCAAAUGAUGACUUCCAAUCAAUGCUGUUUAGUAAAUUUGUGGGAAACUCGAAACUAGAACGGUUUAUGGAUCAAAUUUGUGAUCCGGAACCUCGUACACAUCAUGCUGCUAUACAAACCGAUAUCUUGCGACCUGCAAAUAUUGCUACCUUUGGAGAGGACAUGCUUUUUUUUCGCGGUUCACAAGAUUCAUCAAUCAUCCGGUCUGAUACCACCCACCAAUCGACUAACUCACUUUCUUUUGAUACGGAAAGUGUAUUUUCUGAUGCCUUCGGUGAUAUUGAAUUUACGGAAGCAUGCGCUCCUCUCGCUCUUAGUGAUAGUUCUAUGAGUUCAUCAAUUACUUCAAUCCAAAUAGCACAACUAUCAUCAAAGAAGCCAUUAGAAUCAGCCUCAAGAUGGGCGUCCAAAUGGAAAGAAAUAUCGAGAAAUCUGAAGUCAAAAUCCUGUUAUGGUGCAAUAUCUCCAUACUCCGGUGAAUACUCAACGAUAGUUUCAAUACCUCCUAUAUUAAAUACACAAUUUGUACGGAGCAGAAAUUAUUGUCGAAUUGGUUCACUGCCAUCAUCUUUCCAACGUUCAUCAUUGCAAUCGGUUCCCUCACAGUCUUCACGAAAGUGCAGCGAUGAAUAA
Messenger RNA from Cercopithifilaria johnstoni, 2061 nucleotides. Lineage: Eukaryota; Metazoa; Nematoda; Chromadorea; Rhabditida; Onchocercidae. The record is from the annotation of a GenBank genome assembly.